CAAUUGGAGACCAGACGGAGGUAGCAAGGCGACGCCCGCGUUCCGCAUUAGCACCGACUGAGAUGCGGCUGCUACCCGCGUGGACGAUACUGGCGGUGUCGGUCGCUCCACGCGCCCUGGCCUCUGUCGACAUGUCGUGCGACUGCCGUAUGUGGCACCUCAUGGACACCUCAGUGAGCCUGCACUGCACCAGAGGAAAGAAUGGGGCCUCUGUGGUUUCCUGCCAAAAAGCUGAGGUGCUGGACACUCCGCGGGGCUACCGCUACGUACCAGGCUACGCACUCAUCAGGCUGUCCCGCAUAUUCAUGACGUGGCCGGCGGCCAAGAAGACCUGCGAGGACGAGGGAGCACAGCUGGCAGUACCGCCAGACCAGUAUGCCUUUAAUGGGCUGAGGCGCAUCUUCUCCACUGUGCAGGGGAUAUGGUACGCCAACAUUGGAGUCACAGAUCAAGUCAGCGAGGGUGUAUUCCUGGAUAUACAUGGUCGACCGGUGUCGUAUCUUCCAUGGCAACCCAAUCAGCCCGACAAUUAUGGAGAUAAGGAGGACUGUGUCGACUUCAAUAUUGUCGGUUUAGCGAACGACGUGAAUUGCGAGAAUCCAGCGCCAUUCUUCUGCGAGCGCAGGCUUUCGGUGGGCGUACCACCUAUCUAUGUCUGGCAGGACGACGCAAGCCGCUUCUACAAGGUGCACACGGAGAAAAGAGUGUACGCAGAGGCAGCCAAGGUGUGCCGUUCCGAGAACGCUACGCUCGCUGUCAUUGACACGUGGCGCCGUGGUGAGGCACUACUGAGCCUCCUCGAGCCGAAAUAUGAGUUCUACCUAACUGGCUUCACGGAUGAGGCUGUUGAAGGUGACUUCGUUACUGAAACAGGCAGGCACCUAAGAGACAUGGAGUACCAAGUGUGGAAUCCUGGCGAGCCAAACAACUACGACGGUGGGAACCCCGAAAACUGCCUGGCUGUGUCCGGCAGGGGCUUCUACAAGGACGUGCGUUGCGAUCUGGAACUGCCUUUCAUCUGCGAGAUAGCGCCCAUGUAAUCAGUUGUGGUUCCCGGAAAACGGUGUCUGAGGGGACAGCUCUCUACCAUUACCGCAUAUCAAAAAUAAGGCAAUGGAAAGUAUGGACUGCCCUAGAUCUCAGUACACCAAUGAAGCCGAAUGAAAGACUGAACACUUUUG
Molecule: messenger RNA, 1181 nt
Organism: Schistocerca piceifrons (Central American locust)
Lineage: Eukaryota; Metazoa; Arthropoda; Insecta; Orthoptera; Acrididae
Product: C-type mannose receptor 2-like
Exons: 6
Coding region: 63-1040 (325 amino acids)
Source: RefSeq, a predicted model, not a curated record